Molecule: messenger RNA, 1344 nt
Organism: Fonsecaea nubica
Lineage: Eukaryota; Fungi; Ascomycota; Eurotiomycetes; Chaetothyriales; Herpotrichiellaceae
Exons: 1
Coding region: 1-1344 (447 amino acids)
Biological process (GO): regulation of transcription by RNA polymerase II
Molecular function (GO): DNA-binding transcription factor activity; RNA polymerase II cis-regulatory region sequence-specific DNA binding
Source: RefSeq, a predicted model, not a curated record
AUGGAUGUACAGACGCAAUCGCGAGGAGCACGUUUCUUCUCGAUCUUGAACGACAACGAUUGUCCAUCCUUUGUCAUCCGCCCGAGACAAUCCAGACAGUCUUCUCCAGAGCCAGAGUCCGAGUGUGAACCUCGCCAUUCAUCCGCCUCUCCAUCCUACUCUCCGUCGCAGAGGGAAGAGAGGCCGAGUCUCCUGCGUCAACCAAAGUACGCGAGAGCAUCGUCCAUCUCGUCCUCGGUCGGCUCGCCGCCUCUGUUGCGGCUCUCGUCAAAUUCGUCCAAGGGUUCCAGCUUCAGCAUGGACUCCUCUCCAUCGCCUGCAACGCCGUACAACUAUGUGGACAACAGCAUGCUACACUAUGACCCGCUCGUGCGCCAAGACCUGGUGGGCUACUUGCCUUCUCCCACCACCGUCACCCCAUUCCUGGAACAACAAUUAAUGAUCACCCCAAACAUGCACGAUCAAUUCUCGAGCAAGCUGAUGCAUCCCCUCACCCCUGCUCAAUAUCCUAUUGUGCCCGCGCCGCUACAUCCGAGUCUCCAAAAUCUCCCUAACCACUCAACGUCGGCCGUUGCGACUGCGCCUGUCCCACCUCUCAUCCCCUCGAUUUCUGCAGGCGAACAAGUCAGAACCUCUCCUUCGGGAAGCUCUGGCGCCGCUCCUGGAAAAAAGAACAAAUAUCCCUGCCCAUAUGCGCAGUCACAUAACUGCCAGGCAACCUUCACCACCUCAGGCCAUGCAGCGCGUCAUGGAAAAAAACACACGGGAGAGAAGGGGGUGCACUGCCCGAUCUGCAACAAAGCCUUUACACGCAAAGACAACAUGAAGCAACACGAGCGCACCCACAAGGGUAUGUCAGCGUCGGGCAGCACGAGUGAUGAGUCGACGCGUAAAAGUAAGGCUGCCAUCACCAAAGACGCGCAGAAAGCCAAACAACACCACAAGCUGGACAAGAUCAACACCGAAGCCAGCCGGCGGUCCAGUUUGAUCCAUUCGCCAUUAUCCGAGGUUACUUCCCUUGCUCCUACAGCUAUUGACACUCCGCUCAAUGUCGAUGAGUCUGCUUUUUAUCACGACCCGCCUCAGGUCCUGAUGCCCAUUCAGACCAUCCCAGAGAGUGUGUCCCCCGGCUCCCUCUAUCCUCCUCUGGGCGAUGACCCUCUCCUGAACAGCACUCCCCUCGGGCAACUCCCUACCUUGGGCAAAACCCAUGAUUCCACCUUGGUGGGCACUGGCUUGUUGCCGCCCAUGCCACCCACUCUGACGCGGGGGUUCUCAGAUCUCGACACCCUUGCGCAGGCUGCCGAGAGUUUCGACACGUCCUUCUAUCACCCAUCCUUGUAA